Messenger RNA from Heterobilharzia americana, 1095 nucleotides. Lineage: Eukaryota; Metazoa; Platyhelminthes; Trematoda; Strigeidida; Schistosomatidae. The record is from the annotation of a GenBank genome assembly.
AUGAUUGAGGACAUUGAUGUAUCCAGGUUAAAAGUUCCGGAACUAAGGGCUGAGUUGGGAAGACGUGGCCUAAAUACUUUUGGGACAAAGCAGAUCUUGAUGGAUCGUUUAAAUGAUGCACUGAAGGCGACUGCUAAACCGAACUCUGACAAGUGUCGGGCCAGUGAUUCUGAGGAACAACCUUGCAAGACGUCUCCUGAUAUCAGCAAACAAGCUAAUCAGAACUCGGAACAAAAUGGAUUAGGGUCAAGUCCCAUGGUGUCUCCGCGACGUAAUUUUGAGAAUGAGGUAACAAGUGACAGGGAUGGGAAUGUAUCUGAUCAGUAUCAGAAAUCAGACUCGGAUAAUCAUAAGCGUAGACGCUCACCGUCAAACUCGCCACGACGUAGGUCAAGAUCACGGGAUCGGGACUUUCGUCGAUCACCACGCAGGCGUUCGAGGUCUCCCCAGUCCAAAUCAAGGAUGGUUCUGGAGCCUGAUGACUGGGAAAAAAGCACUGCUGUUUUCCUCGAUUCUUACAACUGUGAUCUUAAUCUAUUGAUUGAUGCCAACAAUUACCAGGCCAGACCGCAAACGGAAGGUGGCUUCUCACUGAUGUGGGCUGGAGUAAGGGCGAAUUUUGGGACAGUUUCUGGGAAGGCAUUUUACGAAGUUCGGAUUGUCAAGAAUAUUCAAGUCGAGAACUACGACAGUCUGGUGGGUGGGGCCACUCACGUGUUACGAGUCGGCUGGUCGACUGAAAAUACCGACUUUGCUCUAGGAGAAGAGGCACAAUCUUACGGUUAUGGAGGGACAGGUAAAAAGUCAUGUAACAAUAAGUUCACUGACUACGGAUGCGCAUUCGGAGAAGGGGAUGUAGUUGGUUCUUUCAUAGAAUGGACAAACACUGAAGCCGUAUUGCGGUUUAGUGUGAACGGCGUAGAUCAAGGGGAGUGCUAUCGUGUUCAAAAGUCUCAGUUGGGGGAACGUUUCGCUUUGUUCCCGCAUGUGUACGUGAAAAAUGUCGAGUUUGCCUGUAAUUUCGGGCAAGAUAGUCAGUCUCCUUGGUUUAAUCCAAACAUUCCCGGGAUGAUCCGUUAUCGUGGCAGCUUAUAA